Exaiptasia diaphana is the source of this 4607-nucleotide messenger RNA. RefSeq names its product golgin subfamily A member 3. The record is from RefSeq and is a predicted model, not a curated record. Bases 31 to 4263 code for a protein of 1410 amino acids. Lineage: Eukaryota; Metazoa; Cnidaria; Anthozoa; Actiniaria; Aiptasiidae. The transcript has 8 exons.
UUGUUCUCCGAUCAGCGUCAUGUCGUUUCCAUGGAUAUCAUCCUGAACACCCUGAAAGCUGGACUACCACGUCAUCGAAUGAGCCUGCAAUACUAUGAGGAAAUGAAUAACUAUGACAACGAGCUUGAAUAUACCGAUUUUGAGAAAAUACCAACACUUUUGUCAUGCAAUCCUAGUCAGUAUGAGAAAGACCUGAGAAAUAUUGUCCUUGAUCUGUACUCAGAUAGGAAACCUGACGUGCUUGAGAAAGAACCAGGGGACGUCAUCACUAUGAAUCAACAUGAUGGGCUCCAUAUAACAUCAACUGAACAAACACCUUCUUGUGAAAUUGCAAAACUACAGACAGGUUUUGAUGAUAUCAGUACAUCAUUUGAUGGGUCUCAUUUAAGCGACGAUUUUGUUGAACCUCGAAUUUUGUACCGUUACAAAGAGACUGUUUUGAUCAAUGAUGUACCUAAAUGCGAGAAUCAUGCACCAUCCUUGACAACUAUUAAAACAGACCAUAAUAGUUGUGAUCCAGAGAUGGUCAACAAAUCUGCAGUUUCUUCACUUCAUUAUUCUAAGUCUACUGGUGAAACGUUUGGCAACAGUGAAGGAGUGCCACAAAUUCCUUAUGAUCCCAGUGAAGCACAACUUCUUUCUACCAGUUUCAGUGAUUCAGGGAUUCAGAUUGAAUAUCCUGAAAAUGAUAGCAUUGCAAGCGAAUGUGAUGAAUUGGGAAGAGACGAGAAGGUGGUGCGACAAGAUAAAGUGGAUGGAGUCAAGGCUAAAACCUAUGACGAGUACCUAACAUCAACGAAGCAUGCAACAACGAAACGUGGUGGGCCUGAAGUCAGAGAACAGCACCAUACAGUUUCAGGUAUCCCAUCAGACCCAGCGCUAUUUGUUGAUACUAGUUCACCUGUGCGAACUGACUCUGUGAGAAAUAAUGAACAUACAAACACCUACAAUCGUGGCACAAGCAUAGAUACUCCAAGUAAAACGGUCCCAGAAGACAGUAAUUUGCAACUUGUGUUGGUCAAUAUGGAAGGAAAACUCGAAACUCUCACUUCUGAAUACACCAAGGUUUUAGAAGAAAAGAAAGAGUUACAAGAUAAGCUUAAAAUUAACGAAAACCAAACAACAGAUAGAGGUAAUUGGAACCAAUAUCAAAAUAAAGAUGUUCAACUUGAAUUAGACAAUCUUCGAGGGAAGAAAGUCAAUCUCGAGCGGACUAUAGCAAACCUGCAUCUCCUCAAUGAUGACAAAACCCUGCAAGUCAGUGAUGCCGAAGAAAAACUCAAGUCUUCGCAACUUUGCAUUCAAAAUCUCCAGCAAAAACUCCAGGUUUUAGAAGGCGAGGUUUUUGAGAAAUCUAGUGGUGUUGAAGCGCUGGAGAAAGAAUUACUCACGCUAAAGUCAGCCCUUGAAGAAACGAGACUCCAUUAUGAAGAAUCUGUCAAAGAGAAGACAGUUCUUUCUUCUGAUGUUUCGACACUCGUGAAUGCAAAGUCGUGGCUGAUAAAACAACUGGAGAAAUCCAAAGAAGUUCAGGUUAAUCUUCAGUUACAAUUGAAUGAUUACGAUGCAACUAUUCUUACGCAGAAUAGGCAAGUCGAAUUUCUAAAAUGUGAGAAUGCUAGAGUAUCUAAAACUCUGGCAGAAACUCAAGAAAAGGCAAUUUCAGAAAAAGCAAUGAUAUUAGAACAUUUAGAAAAAGUCGAAAGCGAUCUUGUAAGUCAAGAUAUUGCCUUAAGGAAUAUGCAGUCGGAGAAAACCACUAUUCAAAGAGAGCUGGGAGUGAAAAUUAAAUCUCUUGAAAAUGAAAAUGGCUUGCUGCAGAACUUAGUCAAAUCAGCGCAAAUACUAGAGCAAGAACUUCAGGCAUUACGAACUGACGCUCAAUCAAAAGAAACUUUGUUGGUUGAUCUUAAGAAAGAAAAAGAUGAAAUAAGUCAACAGUUAUCAUAUACAAGAAACGUUAAUGAUGUUUGCGAGAAGAACAUUCAAAUCUUGAAUUGCAAACUCCUGGAGAAUGAAAAGAAGCUAAAAAGUUUAGCAGAAGAAAAAGAGACUCAACAAGCAACAAUCAAAGAACUAGAGAUCAACAAUGAAGCUCUUACUCGUCAAAUAUGUGAAGCUCAAGAAGAAAAAGAUGCCCUGGACAACGCGGUUCAAAUGCUUAGACUUGAGUUGGAUAAAGUAGAACGGCGUUUUAAAAUCAUGAAAAGAGAACUCGCUUUAAAAGCCAACCAGCUAAAAGAAGUAACAAAGCAAAAAGACGGAUUCAUCAACGAGUUACGAGUACUUCGGGACGAGUUAGAGCAGCAUAAAUCUUUAAUGGAGGAGUUGAGAGACACUAUUCGACAGAGAGACGAGACCAUACACGAGCUUCAAAGUGACAAGGCGAAGGUCCAUGCAGAAGCUUGUGUUCUAAGUGAACAUUUGAAAAGAACACAACUGGAAUUUCAUGAAACUCGCAAAGAAAAGGAUACUCUGCACGAGCAACUUCAAGCUUCAAACAGUGACUUGUCACAUGUGGAGAAGAAAUACUAUGACUCAUGCUCUGAGAAAGCAAAGCUAGAGGGCGAACUGGAAUCAACCAAGCGAGCUUUAGAGGACUACACAACUACCAAACAAGUAGAACACGAAUCUUUGAAACACGAAAUGAACCAAGUGAAAUCCGCCUUCCAGUACGAAGCGACUCGACAUAGGGACGAGGCUAUAAAUCUAAAGCAAGAGAUAGAGUUUAUGAAAGGACAAUUGGCUCAGAAACGCAAGCAACAUAAGAAUGAGGUCGCGGCUCUUGAGAAAAAGUUAACUGAAAUUGAAGAAACGAUGGAGCAAGAGAAAGUUGAUGUAAGAAAGCGAUUCGAAGAUUUGGUGAGCGCAGCUUCUGAAAAACUUGAAAGAGAGAAAACAGAAAGGAAACAAGAAAUUUCAGCAUUGAAUCAAGAAAAACAAUUCUUGACAAUCAAAUGCACAGAAUUAGAAGAGCGGGCCAAAAAUGCGGCAGCAAUGCAGCAGAAUCGAAUACACACUCUUGAAAGUGAACUACGCGUGGCAAAAAUCGCAAUAGAAGAUAAAAAACGCGAAUUAGAGAAACUCCUCUUGCUUUCUGUUGAGCUGGAAAGAGAAAAGGGGAGACUAGCUGGCUUACGAACAAGUCAAAAAGCGUUGAGAGAGCAUUGCUCUAAUGUAGAGGAAUUGUCCGCUAGUCGAGAGUUAAAAAUUUCCAAGUUGCAGACGAAACUAGAAGAUGUCACACUUGAGAAAGAAACACAAAGAAAAGAAGCUCAAAGCAAACUUAUACAGCUCGAGUCAACUUUGAAAACACAGUCUGAAAGAAUCGAUGAUCUUCGACUUUGUUUGGGGUCAGAGAGAAAACAAACUUCGCAACUUAAAAUUAAAUUGAACACAAAUGAACAAGAAGCGGAAAAUACUCUUAAGAAGCUAACGAAAGCUUAUGUUGACCUUGAAAAUGCAAGUUCAAAGUGCGAAAAAAGUGUACAAGAACUUAAAGACAAAGAAAAGAUUCAGCAAGAACUUCGAAGGGACGUAAAGAGUUCUCAAGCGAUUGCUCAAACACUAGAAAAUGAAAAUCAAAUUCUAAAAGAACGUGAAAAAAUUCAAAACGACCUUACACAAGCAAUUGAAUGGAAAUUAAACCAGCGAAGCAAAGAGUUGGAGUACGCCAAGGAGCAGCUAAGACUUUCUGACGAGAGGCAUCAAAGCGAGAUUGAGACAUUGAAAACUGCGAUUCAAGUAGUAAAAAGCGAAGCCGCGUAUUUACGGAGAGAAGUUUCUAUUGCUAGAAAAUCAAAGUGUGAAAACCAAGAAAAGUAUUUCACGUCAAGAGAUGAGUUAAUAAGCGCUAGACAGGAGACACAAAUCACCAAACAGGACUUAUUUGCUGCAUCACAGCAACUCCGUUACCUAAAGUCCGCCAUUUUGAAUUCACUCGACAUGAAGGAAUUGCAAGAAUUUGUCAAGAGUGACGAUGAAGCGUCAUUUGUUACCACGGUCACUUUAGAAACAACCAGUCAGGAUAAUGCAGAAUUUAAAAGUUCUCUGAAUAGUCUACGGGAAUGCAUGUCAUCAUUGAGAAAUCAGAUUUCCACCUUACAAGAGCAAAUGAACAACCACACAACGGCCAUCUGCACAGCUGCAUCUUCGUGGAGGAGUUUCGAGAAGAACGUCCAAAACCUUCAAAUGGAGUGUGCAUCAGUGCAGAAGAAAGCACAAGUAUGGUCAGCCGAGAAGGAUAUCAGUGAGGAUGUGUAGCACCUAAUAAUUUCUAAUCAGUGCUGCCGGACUGUGUCUUCGAGAUUUUGUUGCUAAAGAUUAAAACUUAAAUGCGUUGAAACAUUUCAUGCUAUGAAUUGCAGUGCAGUGUACUUUAUUUUUUGAUCCAAUUAUGACCAAUGGUGGGGUCUCGAUGACGCUCUGCGUUUUCCUCACUCGACGUUUGUUAUCCCUGUGUCAAUGAGGAUCUUUCUAUUAAUACUAUUGUCAAACUAUAUUUACUGAUCUAAUCGGGUAAAUACCAAAACUAAAUAGAUAAAUGGAUGAAUAAUAGUAAAUGAAUAAUGGUUAGAAAAAGUAAAUAAAGAAUGGUUUAAACGACU